Engraulis encrasicolus (European anchovy) is the source of this 840-nucleotide messenger RNA. RefSeq names its product soluble scavenger receptor cysteine-rich domain-containing protein SSC5D-like. The record is from RefSeq and is a predicted model, not a curated record. The transcript is spliced from 2 exons. Lineage: Eukaryota; Metazoa; Chordata; Actinopteri; Clupeiformes; Engraulidae. The annotation marks the transcript as partial.
UUGUUCCGCCACUGGUUCACUGACUCUACAAAUCCACAGCUCACUCCCCACAUCAAGUUAACUACAAAUCCACACCUCACUCUCCACAUCAAGUUAACUACAAAUCCACACCUCACUCUCCACAUCAAGUUAACUACAAAUCCACACCUCACUCUCCACAUCAUGUUAACUACAAAUCCACACCUCACUCUCCACAUCAAGUUAACUACAAAUCCACACCUCACUCCCCUCAUCAAGUUAACUACAAAUCCACACCUCACUCUCCACAUCAAGUUAACUACAAAUCCACACCUCACUCUCCACAUCAUGUUAAAUACAAAUCCACACCUCACUCCCCACAUCAAGUUAACUACAAAUCCACAGCUCACUCCCCACAUCAAGUUAACUACAAAUCCACACCUCACUCUCCACAUCAAGUUAACUACAAAUCCACACCUCACUCUCCACAUCAAGUUAACUACAAAUCCACACCUCACUCUCCACAUCAUGUUAACUACAAAUCCACACCUCACUCCCCACAUCAAGUUAACUACAAAUCCACACCUCACUCUCCACAUCAAGUUAACUACAAAUCCACACCUCACUCUCCACAUCAAGUUAACUACAAAUCCACACCUCACUCUCCACAUCAAGUUAACUACAAAUCCACACCUCACUCUCCACAUCAAGUUAACUACAAAUCCACACCUCACUCUCCACAUCAAGUUAACUACAAAUCCACACCUCACUCCCCUCAUCAAGUUAACUACAAAUCCACACCUCACUCUCCACAUCAAGUUAACUACAAAUCCACACCUCACUCUCCACAUCAACAAGAUCGUCACCACCAGCAGGGCUUGA